Molecule: messenger RNA, 1167 nt
Organism: Penicillium brevicompactum
Lineage: Eukaryota; Fungi; Ascomycota; Eurotiomycetes; Eurotiales; Aspergillaceae
Exons: 6
Coding region: 1-1167 (388 amino acids)
Biological process (GO): ubiquitin-dependent endocytosis
Cellular component (GO): plasma membrane; cytoplasm; cytosol
Molecular function (GO): protein-macromolecule adaptor activity; ubiquitin protein ligase binding
Source: RefSeq, a predicted model, not a curated record
AUGCCCAUGGCCUGGCUGUUCGGCAAUCGUUGUGCUACGUGGCCGCCGACUUAUUUCGAUAUCCGACUUGAGAAUGAUACCCUGACACUUACUGCUCAUGACGAAAACACCAGCUAUGGAUAUCUGAAUGGCACCGUCGUACUCUGUCUCGACAAAUCACUAUAUACAAACGAUAUCAAACUCUAUCUGAAAGGUCAACAUUACGCCAACUGGAAAAACACAAAAAACCAAUCAAGGCGAGCACGACGACAAGGAACAUUCUACCGCCAGGUAUGGAAUCUCCUAGGAUCGAACAAAACAAUCCUACGCCCCGGCAACUACGAGUUCCCCUUCUCAAUAAGUCUCCGCAACACCAUGCCAGAGAGUAUUGACGGGCUAGACGACUGUUACAUUCGCUACGAGUUAUUAGCAACAAUCGACUGUUCCUGGGGAGUCAUUCCAAAGUCGAAGAUAAUGAAUGUUACCAGGAGGCCUGACUUUCUCUCAUUCAUUGAGCCAGAGGGCAUCGAACGAUCAUGGCCCGAUAAAAUCGUAUACGAGAUUCAAAUACCAGGACGGGCAUAUAUUCUCGGAGAUCCGAUCCAGCUGGACUUUCGCUACAUCGCACUUCGCAAAGGCGUUUACCCAUCGUCGAUCCAGGUUCGACUUGUGGAAUGGCAUAUCUUGCAAUCUAUUGGGGGACUUGGUCAAUUUCGACACGCGCGGUCUAGAGUCGUUGGAGAAAACGAGUCGUCAUAUGAAGAGUCUUCGGGCGAGAGUUUGAUGUCUGAAGAUCUGGAGGAGUGGCAGCAUUCGUUGGAGGUUACGAUCACGCUUCGGAAUCCGGAUGGGCAUUUUUCGAAGAUCGCCGCUGCCUUUCCUAUAUCUCUGUGUUCAGGACCGGGAACGAAACCACCUGGCAUUUCUUUGGAAACGGACAGCGCAUAUUGUCCUCCUUUACCUUUUAGGGAGCACCUUCGUGCUCCUCCGCCUUAUAAGGACUACCGUCGUGAUCAGCCGUAUCACAUGGACGAUGCUACAAGUUUUGAGGGAACCACGCAUCCUCCCACUGUGGAUCUGAAUGAUUAUAUGAAGCCGCCUGACUAUGGCUCAGCGAUAUGCUCAGCGAUCCCCAGAGCGAGUGAAAGCCCUUGUUACUGGGAUAGUAUUGCCGAGAACAACAGUUGA